AUGCUCAAGCAGAAGGAACGAGAGAUCCAAGAGGCAAAAGUCCGCGCGCAGCAAACAGCAGGUUCCUUGAAAGACGGCAGUGCAAACGCAUCCAAACCAACGACCUCUCCCUCACAGCAAUCCUCAUAUCCCUCAUCGACUCGUUCGCAACCUCCUGGUAGCCAAAAAAGCUCUGCUGCUCGUGACGACUGGGAAUCGCAGAAGAAGCUCAUGGGCGAGCACAAUGACGCGAUUGAUAGAACACCUGCGAACAAGAAGCAUCUGAAUCUUGCGCUCUUGAGAAAUCCAAGGACAGGUGGGAAAACGGUCGCAAGGCUAUAUGCCCAGUUUCUCGAAUCAAUACAAGUACUUUUAGGAAACGUAUUCAAGGAAAUCACAGGAGCCAGCCUGGCACAUGAUGGCGUCGGUGGUGCAAAGAAGCUCAUCGAGGACGUUAUGAAAGGCGGGUCUGGUACCGAUGUUCUGGACUUCCUGUUAGCAGAGAUGGAGAACCGCGCUGGAAGCCUUGUUUUCAUCCUUGCCGGCUACAGCCGUCAGAUGGAGAAAUUCUUCAGCCAUAAUCCAGGUCUUCCGAGUUGUGUACCGCAUAGAUUCACCUUCGAGGGCUACGCCGACGAAGAGCUCCUUGAUAUGCUUGCUAAUAUGGUGGAGAAACAGUAUGGAGGCAGGAUCCUAUAUAAUAUCCGAUAA
Messenger RNA from Suillus discolor, 690 nucleotides. RefSeq lists its product as uncharacterized. Bases 1 to 690 code for a protein of 229 amino acids. The record is from RefSeq and is a predicted model, not a curated record. The transcript is spliced from 4 exons. NCBI's taxonomy places the organism in Eukaryota, Fungi, Basidiomycota, Agaricomycetes, Boletales, Suillaceae.